UUUUUUAAACUUCAACAUGUACUGAUUUUCCCUCCACGCGCCGUCGUAUAUCUUUACGCGCCACUACGCCUUCUCUCUUUUUUGUCAUCUUACUUUUCCGACUCUCUUUCUGUCCACUUUGGCUCCACUGUUCCUCUUUUUUUGGAUUAGUGGAAACCAAAUUCCAAAUUCCAAAUUCCAAAUUCCACCUUCAUCUCCAACUCUUCUUUCCCUUUCUCCGUGAUUUUUCAGAGCUAAACCUUAAGGAUCUGAAUUGGGUUUUUCAUUUCGCUUCGGAUUUCUUAAAGGGGUGGCGGUUAUUGGCGGCUUUCUUUAUGAUUCCGCGGCCUCUGAUGAGAAGAAGAGCAAAAUGGGGGGAGUCACUUCUUCAAUCGCCGCUAAAUUCGCCUUCUUCCCGCCCACUCCGCCGUCUUACACUGUAGUUGCGGAUGAAUCCCACGAUGGUCGUCUUUACAUUCCUGAGAUUCCGAGACGUGACGAUGUUGAUGUUCUUCGUCUUCGAACUCGUCGAGGGAAUGAUAUUGUGGCUGUUCAUGUUAAACACCCCAAAGCUUCUGGUACUCUGCUUUAUUCCCAUGGAAAUGCUGCUGAUUUGGGGCAGAUGUUUGAGCUUUUCGUUGAAUUGAGCGUUCGGCUUCGUGUUAAUCUUAUGGGGUAUGAUUAUUCUGGCUAUGGGCAAUCAACUGGAAAGCCAACUGAAUGUAACACAUAUGCCGACAUUGAUGCUGCAUAUAAAUGCCUCAAGGAGAAGUAUGGGGUAAAUGAUGAACAACUAAUAUUAUAUGGUCAAUCUGUUGGCAGCGGCCCUACACUUGAUCUUGCGUCUCGAUUAUCGAACUUGAGAGGUGUAGUUUUACAUAGCCCAAUCCUAUCUGGACUGAGGGUAUUAUACCCUGUCAAACGGACUUAUUGGUUUGAUAUCUACAAGAACAUCGACAAGAUUGGUUUGGUGAACUGUCCUGUUUUAAUCAUACAUGGGACAGCUGAUGAAGUUGUUGAUUGGUCCCAUGGAAAGCAGCUCUGGGAUCUUUGCAACCAAAAAUAUGAACCUCUAUGGGUAAGUGGAGGUGGGCACUGCAAUCUUGAGCUCUACCCUGAGUUCAUCAAACAUUUAAAGAAAUUUGUACAGUCACUGGGAAAAUCAAAAGCAUCAACAAAUGCUUCUGAGAAAGCUGAAGUAGAAAUCGACGGUCAGAAAAAACCAUCCGAAACUGGGCCUUCAGAUACGUUCGAAUUGGCUGCUGAUCUUCCAGAAGUUUCCCGGAACAGUUUAGAUAGUCGGCUUGAGAAGUCCAAAAAAGUAAACAAGCCUGAGAAAUCUCGAAUGAGCACCGAUCGUGUUGAUAGGUUUAGGAAACGAAAGGGGCUUGUUUGGUAAUCAAUUACAUUGAAAUUCAUCUCAAAAUAAGCUAUAAACUGUGUCCCCUUCCUUCUACAUUGAUGCAUCCAUUCUACCAGCAAUGUACCAAUUGUGUGUGAUUCUGUUUUUGUUUUCCCUUUUUCACCUUUAUGUAUUUUCUUUUCAUUUAUAUUCCUUUUGUACAAACAGAAACUAGAUAAGAGCAAAAGCUUUGCAGUUUUUGCUGAUCUUGAGGCUGAAAUGUUGAUGUACCAUGAUGAACAGUUCAAUUCCCUGUUGCUAACUUUAAGCAUUUCCUUUCGUA
Messenger RNA from Cucurbita pepo subsp. pepo (vegetable marrow), 1664 nucleotides. NCBI's taxonomy places the organism in Eukaryota, Viridiplantae, Streptophyta, Magnoliopsida, Cucurbitales, Cucurbitaceae. The record is from RefSeq and is a predicted model, not a curated record.